This is a messenger RNA of Raphanus sativus (radish), 1783 nucleotides long. Its product is annotated as protein EMSY-LIKE 4. The record is from RefSeq and is a predicted model, not a curated record. Bases 335 to 1612 code for a protein of 425 amino acids. Gene Ontology annotation, biological process: defense response to fungus. Gene Ontology annotation, cellular component: nucleus. The transcript has 10 exons. NCBI's taxonomy places the organism in Eukaryota, Viridiplantae, Streptophyta, Magnoliopsida, Brassicales, Brassicaceae.
UUGAUGAUUAUUAUCUAUUUUCCGUCUCCUCACUCUCCUUCUCUGUUCUUAUUAUGAAAAGUUAAAUUAAACAAAAAAAAAAGGCUUACGGCAAAUCUGUGAUCGAAGCUGAAUCACUCCUAGCUGAGCUCGGAUUUGUCGCCAAAGGAAGUUCCCGACGAAGGAACCGAAUCAGAAUUUUCUCAACAAACUCCAAAAAUCGAGUCUUGUUCUAGUCAAAUUGAAAUCAACUCUCUGAAUAGUGCGUUUUCUCUGGACACUUCUUCCUCUUCUUCACCUUUGCUUCCCGCAAGUUUCGUCUCUGAAUCAUUUGGGGGGAUCAAAACCUUUCGUGAUGGACUACGAAUCGUUUGAUAGCAGCGGAACAGAUGAUGAUCUGCCUCCAUCGCAUAGGGUUGCACGAGGAGGAGGCCGUGUGACUGGCAAUGGAAGACCUUCGAGUCUUCCUCCAUCUUACCCCCCUAAGAUGUAUGAUGAAGUUGCUGCUGAUAUGGAAGCUCAGAUUCACCAGAUUGAGAAGGAAGCCUACAUCUCUAUCCUAAGAGCCUUUAAAGCCCAAGCAGAUGCUAUCACUUGGGAAAAGGAAAGUCUUAUAACUGAACUGCGCAAAGAGUUGAGGGUAUCGAAUGAGGAACAUAGAGAGCUUCUUGGUCGUGUAAACGCAGAUGAUACAAUACGAAGGAUAAGGGAGUGGAGACAAUCUGGAGGAAUGCAACCAACUAUACGCAAUGCUGCUCAAGUGGUUCACGAUACCUUGCCAACACCUUCCAUUUCAGCUUCUACUAAGAAGCACAAACCAAACCAGCCAGUUCCUUCUCAACCAUUCGCUUCACCUCCUUUCCACCCUCAAGCUGAUCCCACUGACCAAUUUGCUUCAUGGAAGGCUAAACGAGGAUCUGUUCCCAAUGCCAAGGGCAAAAAGCAUAAACCAGGUUUCCCUGGUGGUUCGUCUUCUGCAAAACCUAUCUCAUACCAUCCUUCAGAUCAACAACCUCCACGAGGACAAGGCAUGAACAGAUUACCAUCUGGUCCCAUCAGUUCAAGUGAACCCACAAACGGAACCGAACCUGAGUCCUUUGUAGGAAGAAAAGUUAGAACAAGGUGGCCAGAAGACAAUACAUUUUACGAGGCUGUCAUCACCAAGUACAAUCCCGUUGAGGGUCGCCAUGCUUUGGUUUAUGACAUUGGAACACCUAGCGAGACAUGGGAAUGGGUCAAUCUCUCAGAGAUAUCUCCUGGGGAUAUUGAGUGGAUAGGAGAGGGUCCUGCGGUUGGUAAUCAGUAUGGUUAUAACGGACAAGGUCUUAAUAGAACCACAGGACCGAACAGUGUUCCUCAACGAGGAAGCGGUGUGGUAAAGACCACGGUUAAAAAAGAUUUCAGAACAUCGCAGAAUGGAACUGGGAAAAGGAAACAUAUGGAUAUACGAAUCCGUCAGACCAAUGUCCUAAUCAGAGAGGUGGAGAGAGUUCUUGGCUCACACAAUCCAGAUCCUCAAGAAGUUGAAAGGGCUAAGAGAAUGUUGGAGGAGCAAGAACAAGCGCUUGUGGGUGCAAUCGCAAAGCUUGGAGAUAUAUCCGAUGGAGAAAACGAAGGUGGCUUUCGUCGCUAAACUUGUGUGUUUUGAUAGAAUCAAGCAGUUUUGCCAUGGUUUCCAUUAAAGAAGAGAGCAUUUGUUGAGAUCAUCAAAGGUCAGAGUCUCAACUUCUUUGAUGUGUUACCCUUUUUGGUUGUAUCUGACUGUAAUUUUUGCUGACAGUUAGAGAUUAGAUCUUUACCUUAA